AUGUGCUCGUGCUCACACCUCACGCUUACGCCUCUUUUGCUCAACGUGUGCCCGCAGCUCACUCUAUCAGAUGCCGUGGCAUACAAGUCAAGCGCAGAGAAAAUCUCAACCGAGCUAGGGAAACAUGAUGCUGUGUCGGAGAAUGGAAGCUCCAAGCUUUGGACUUUACAGAGUAUUGGCAGUAUGCAAGCCCAGUCUGCUGGGAGAAUUAAGAUGCUUGCCACCCAGAUUGAAAGCCUACGGUCCGAGAUUCAGAAUAGGAAUGUUGAUAUCUCAAAACGCAGGCUAGAACUAGCCCGACGGCGCUCCGACUCGGAAUCCGCCAAAUAUCAACUCGCCGAACGCGAGACAGGAGCACUGACCAGUAUCCAAAACAAUCACAAGAGGACGGAUCAUCUCUGGAACUCUCUACAUACGAAAACAGCCGAAGCCCGGAUAUUCCUAUGCCGAGAAGUCGCCAGCCUCUACGGCCUAAGGCAGAAGGUCAGAAAGCGGGACAAUGGGCUCAAGGAAUCCUACAUGAUUGGAGGUGUCAACAUCUUCGACCUUAGGGACUUGAAUGGGAAGCUCUCCCUAUUCUCUUUGUGUCUACCUUGA
Messenger RNA from Aspergillus calidoustus, 597 nucleotides. The record is from the annotation of a GenBank genome assembly. NCBI's taxonomy places the organism in Eukaryota, Fungi, Ascomycota, Eurotiomycetes, Eurotiales, Aspergillaceae.